AACUUAACUACCAACUGUAUUUCAAAUAGUUACCUGUCACCCUUUGUUAUCCUUAUCCUUCUCACUCAGCUCUGCACCACAGAGCUGAGAUAUGGUGUUUUCGUUUUCAUCUUCGUUGCUGACCACUCCACCCUCCACCCUUCACGUCCUCCCCGCCUCCGAUCCUCCGUACAACCUCCUCCAAACCCACCCAUCUCUCAUUCUCCUCUCCAAAUGCAAAAGCAUCAAAAAUCUCAAACAAGUCCACACCCACAUCAUCAAGACCGGCCUCCACAACACCCACUUUGCUAUGAGCAAGCUCAUCGAGUUUUGCGCCGUUUCGCAAUUUGGGGACCUCUCCUAUGCCCUGUCGGUCUUCGAAUGCGUUGAGAAUCCGAACCAGAUUAUUUGGAACACAAUUAUUCGAGGCUAUUCCUUGAGCUCGAAACCAUUACAGGCCGUGGAGUUCUAUGUAAGGAUGAUUCUUUCGGGCGCUGAACCCAAUUCUUACACAUUCCCUUCUGUUUUGAAGUCUUGUGCGAGAGUUGGGGCAGCUCAGGAAGGGAAGCAGAUCCAUGGGCAUGUGUUGAAGCAUGGAGUUGGCUCUGAUGCGUUUGUGCACACUUCUCUGAUCAACAUGUAUGCGAAAAGUGGUGAAUUGGACAAUGCAAGGUUGGUUUUUGAUAAGAGUCAUCUGAGAGAUGCGGUUUCGUUUACUGCUUUGAUUACUGGCUAUGUUUCAAGGGGUUGUAUGGAUGAUGCCCGCAGCUUGUUUGAUGAAAUCUUAGUAAGAGAUGCGGUGUCUUGGAAUGCAAUGAUUUCGGGGUAUGCUCAGAGCGGUCGGUUUGAGGAAGCGUUGGCUUUGUUUUCGGAUAUGCGAAAAGCAAAUGUGGUUCCUAAUGAGAGUACUAUGCUUACUGUGCUUUCUGCUUGUGCUCAGUCGGGGUCACUUGAAUUGGGAAAAUGGGUUGCUUCUUGGAUUGAAGACCAGGGACUUGGCUCAAAUGUUAGGCUUGUUAAUGCACUUAUUGAUAUGUACUCAAAGUGUGGUGCUUUGGACACAGCUAGAGGUUUAUUUGAUGGUAUGCAACAGAGGGAUGUGAUCUCAUGGAAUGUGAUGAUUGGUGGUUAUACACAUGAGAGCCGGUACAAGGAAGCCUUGGCACUCUUUCGGUUAAUGCUACGUUCAAAUGCAGAGCCUAAUGAUGUCACAUUCUUGGGCAUUCUUCCAGCUUGUGCUCAUUUGGGAGCUCUUGACCUUGGCAAAUGGAUUCAUGUUUACAUAGAUAAUAAGUUGCAGUGUUUGACCAAUACAUCUCUCCAGACCAGUCUCAUAGACAUGUAUGCAAAGUGCGGAAACAUCGAGGCAGCAAAACAAGUCUUUGAUGGUAUGGAAGCCAAAAGCUUGGCCUCUUGGAAUGCAAUGAUAACUGGCUUAGCAAUGCAUGGGAAAGCAAAUGCAGCACUUGAGCUUUUCUCGAAGAUGGCUGAUGAAGGAUUCAAACCAGAUGAUAUCACAUUUGUGGGAGUUUUUUCGGCUUGCAACCAUGGUGGUCUAGUAGACCUUGGACGCCAAUAUUUUAGUUCCAUGACCAAAGACUACCAUAUUUCACCGCAACUACAACACUAUGGAUGUAUGAUAGAUCUUCUAGGACGAGCUGGGCUACUUGAUGAAGCAGAGGCCCUAAUGAAGACCAUGGAGAUGAAGCCAGAUGGUGCUGUUUGGGGUUCUCUUCUUGGGGCUUGUAGAAUCCAUAAGCGUGUAGAGAUGGGUGAAUAUGUUGCCAAACAUGUGUUCGAAUUGGAGCCUGAAAAUGCUGGGGCUCAUGUGCUGCUAUCAAAUAUCUAUGCAAGUGCUGGUAGGUGGGAUGAUGUAGCCAGAAUAAGAACCACGCUGAACGAUACGGGAAUCAAGAAAGUUCCUGGCAGUACUUCUAUUGAGCUGGAUAGUGUUGUUCAUGAGUUUCUUGUUGGUGACAAAGUGCAUCCUUUAAGUGAAGAAAUCUAUGAGAUGUUGAAAGAAAUGGAUAGGCUUUUGGAUAUGGCUGGUUUUGUGCCUGAUACAUCUGAGGUACUCUAUGAUAUGGAUGAGGAAUGGAAGGAAGGAAUUUUGAGUCAUCAUAGUGAGAAGUUGGCCAUUGCUUUUGGUUUGAUCAGCACAAAGCCAGGCACAACUAUUCGAAUUGUAAAGAAUCUUCGAGUAUGUGGAAAUUGUCAUUCAGCUACAAAGCUGAUAUCCAAGAUCUUCAAUAGGGAAAUUAUUGCAAGAGAUAGGAAUCGCUUCCACCAUUUUAGAGAUGGUUCUUGUUCAUGUAAUGACAAUUGGUGAACAUCCCUUAAGGGGCGAUGGAAAUGCAGGUGUUUUCCUCUCUGUACGUGGAUGCAAUUUAAUUAAAAUGCCAUUUUUGAUCAUUU
Molecule: messenger RNA, 2394 nt
Organism: Rosa rugosa (rugosa rose)
Lineage: Eukaryota; Viridiplantae; Streptophyta; Magnoliopsida; Rosales; Rosaceae
Product: pentatricopeptide repeat-containing protein At1g08070, chloroplastic-like
Exons: 1
Coding region: 92-2308 (738 amino acids)
Biological process (GO): RNA modification
Molecular function (GO): zinc ion binding; RNA binding; protein binding
Source: RefSeq, a predicted model, not a curated record